AAUUUUAAAGCUGCAAAAGUUGAUAUUUAUAAUUUGAAAACUGGUGAUCUGGAAAUUUCUUUAUGUAAUCAUGCUACUCAUUCAUCAUCAACGGUUAAUGAUUUAACUGAAUCAAUAUUUGCCAUUUCCAAAUACGAAAGUAUGGUUGUACAUUGUGGUGGUACAAACAUCAUUACUUUAUAUUUGAUGGAAAAUGGUCUAGAAAUCACAACAAAACAAAAAUCCAAAAUUAUUACCUCAAUUAUAAUUUGGGAUAUUUUUGAUUCUAAUAAUGAUAGCAACUUGUGUAAAAAACUUGAUGUCGCUCCUUCAGAUUUUAACUGUUUACUUUAUGCUUAUGAUAAGAAUUUUUUCACAUCAAGCUUUGGUAAAAUUUAUUCUUUAGAUGAAAAUGGUGAAUUAUUCUCUUUGUUGGACCAUCCUGAUAUUUCUAAUAUCUUGAACAGUAGUUGUGGUGAUAAUAAUGACAUGUUAGCAUUAGAAUUAGAUGAAAAUGAAUCACGAUAUUAUCACAUGAUUUAUGAGUUGGAUGGUAGUUGUGCUAGUCUAAACAAUUAUCAUGGCAAAUUGAUUGUCAAUAAUAUUGAACCUUGGAUAAAUCAUAAAUACAAGAGGAUUUCAGUAUUUUUAAAUCAUGAGAAAACAACUCAACUCAUUAUUGGAUUAACUACA
Entrophospora candida is the source of this 672-nucleotide messenger RNA. The record is from the annotation of a GenBank genome assembly. Lineage: Eukaryota; Fungi; Glomeromycota; Glomeromycetes; Entrophosporales; Entrophosporaceae.